CGCGCACCUCUUGGGCUGCCCCAUCGGCAAGGUGUCAAUUGACCCCUCUUCGGUCUCCGAGAGUCGUUGAUGGAUUGACAAGACUUUCUCUUCCACACCAUGACGAGGUAUGCGCUGCUUUCCCGUCGGCUCUUGGCUCGCCAGCCGUGGGCGCGCAGCAGGCGGACGUUUGCGACGGCAUCCGACCAGCAGCGCGCCUCGUCCGAUUACCGAGUGAAGCUCGUCGAGGUCGGCCCCCGCGAUGGCCUCCAGAAUGAGAAGCGCACCAUCCCGCUGGCCACCAAACUCGAGCUGAUCGAGCGCCUGGCCAAGACGGGCCUGACCACGAUCGAGGCCGGCUCAUUCGUCUCGCCCAAAUGGGUGCCACAAAUGGAAAACUCGUCCGAGAUCCUUCAGCACCUGCUCCAGAAGCCCCUCCUCUCUGCCAACCCGCUCACGUUCUCCUUCCUCGCCCCGAACCUCAAGGGCCUCAACAACGCCUUCACUGUCCUGUCCCAGCACCCGGAUUCCUUCGCGACCGAGAACACGCCGCCGACCAAGGAAAAGCCCGGUCUCGAAAUUGCGGUCUUCGCCGCUGCCACCGAGUCCUUCUCCCGCAAGAACCUCAACUGCGACAUCGCCACCUCUCUCUCCCGCUUCAGGGAGGUGAUCCAGGCGGCCAAGGACACGCACUCGCUCCGCGUGCGCGCCUACAUCUCCGUCGUGCUCGGGUGCCCGUUUGAGGGAUACGACGUGGACCCGCACCGGGUCGCCCAGAUCGCCACCGACCUGCUCGAGAUGGGCGCCGACGAGAUCGCCCUGGGCGACACGACCGGCAUGGGCACCGCCCCGCGCACCAAGGAGCUGCUCAACUGCCUGGCCAAGGCCGGCGUCCGCAACGAGGACGUCGCCAUGCACUUCCACAACACGUACGGCCAGGCCCUCGUCAACACCGCCGUCGCCCUCGAGCACGGCAUCCGCACCUUUGACUGCAGCGUCGGCGGCCUCGGCGGCUGCCCCUACUCCCCCGGCGCCACGGGCAACGUCGCCACCGAGGACAUGGUCUACUUCAUGGAGACGCUGGGAAUGAACACCGGCGUCGACCUGGACGCCGUCGUCGACGUCGGCGACUGGAUCACCAAGGAGAUCGAGAAGGACAACGCCAGUGCCGUGGGCAAGGCGGUGCUCGGGGCAAGAAAGAGGGCCGAGGCUGAAGGAGCCAAGGCGUAACCAUGUAUGUACAGUACAUGUCGGCUGUUCUUU
Molecule: messenger RNA, 1242 nt
Organism: Thermothelomyces thermophilus ATCC 42464
Lineage: Eukaryota; Fungi; Ascomycota; Sordariomycetes; Sordariales; Chaetomiaceae
Exons: 2
Coding region: 100-1209 (369 amino acids)
Biological process (GO): ketone body biosynthetic process; L-leucine catabolic process
Molecular function (GO): hydroxymethylglutaryl-CoA lyase activity
Source: RefSeq, a predicted model, not a curated record